Molecule: messenger RNA, 732 nt
Organism: Entamoeba invadens IP1
Lineage: Eukaryota; Evosea; Mastigamoebida; Endamoebidae
Exons: 2
Coding region: 1-732 (243 amino acids)
Biological process (GO): vesicle-mediated transport
Cellular component (GO): membrane
Source: RefSeq, a predicted model, not a curated record
AUGGGAAAUAAAGGCGAUUCAAAUGCCAUAUCUCUUUUGUUUUUUUUAAAACUAAUACAGUUAAUUAGGAGAACGAACAACAAAAAGGCUAUGAGCAAAGAAACUCGAAAGUCAAUGGACCUCCCAAAACAUGAAGUGAGAGAUGGGAUUAUUACUCUUCAUCGGAAUACAUUAGGAGACAUUUUCAUAACGAAAUACCAAAAGGUAUUUAUAUGUUUUCCUCUUUCCCCCGCAGUCCGUUUUGUGGGAUUUGUCUUUUCAUUUUUGGUUGGGCUGUUUUUGUUAUUUAUUACCCUCCCAUUGACAGGUAUAUACUCCACAAAACCUAUCAUAUUGAUGUGCUUCUACAUCAUCUCAAAAACGUGUUUGUACAUCGCACUCUUCUUUCUGGCAUCACCGUGGAGACAAUGUAUUUUAAUAUGUCGUCCAGUCAGAUUUAGUACAACAGCUUUCCAUGUGAUCGGAAUGGUCGGCGUUUGGCUCACUAUCUUCUCCGUCUCAGAUUCAGUUCUGGUAUUAAUCCUCUCUUUACUCUUACAAAUCGUUAUGAUCACAUUUUAUUGUCUUUCUUAUUUAUCUUUCACUCACAACGUUCUCUUCGAUUGUAUAAAAAGACCUCACAUCCCUUUACUUAAACAUUCAAAAAAAGAUACAGAAGAAGAAUUCAAAACAACUGACCCAUCAGACGCAGAUCAAAUUCACAUCGAAAUCCCUUUAGAACAGAAAAAGUGA